Messenger RNA from Meyerozyma guilliermondii ATCC 6260, 3837 nucleotides. RefSeq lists its product as uncharacterized. Gene Ontology annotation, molecular function: U2 snRNA binding; protein binding. Bases 1 to 3837 code for a protein of 1278 amino acids. NCBI's taxonomy places the organism in Eukaryota, Fungi, Ascomycota, Pichiomycetes, Serinales, Debaryomycetaceae. Gene Ontology annotation, cellular component: U2 snRNP; nucleus. The record is from RefSeq and is a predicted model, not a curated record. Gene Ontology annotation, biological process: mRNA splicing, via spliceosome. The transcript has a single exon.
AUGGAUAUCGACGUUGACACGCCUCCAAUGGGGUUUUCACCGGAAACCAAACCAGAUUAUUCAAUCCUCCACAUUGACGCGUACUCAGAAGAUCCCAAGGCUCACGACAAGAUAGUAUUGACCAAGGAAACCCAACUCCAAUCUCCCAUAAUUACCCACAUUUAUGAUCAUUUUGUAGUCAACACCAACAAACGUUUCCAGGGACUUAUAAGCUCGUCGAUCAACGAUGAGGACGACCAGUAUAUGGGAAUGCCGGAGGAGGACUCGCAAAUGGAUGUUUUCAGCGACGACGACAAUAGCAUUAUCGCAGAUAUAAGUGGAGUGACAGAUGAACCUGAAAACAAAACCAAAAAAACCAAAUAUUACCCUUAUUCCGACAAUGAAUCAUACUACAGCGAGGAAGAGAAGCCAGAAGGAAUCGUACUAGAGGCCGUGAAAGUCAUCGUUCGACUCACAUCGAUACUGGUAAAUGACAUACAGUACUCGCUAAGUGCUCCGAUAAGAGCAUGUUGUAAGGUACCAGGUAUCAGCGAUUCUUGCUCCAGGGAAGAGGAUUCGUUGUUGGUAUCGCUUUCUUCCGGGUUCUUGUUACUCGUGAAGUUUUUCCUUGUUCCUAGGUCUCUUACAGAUUCAGAAUACGAAAAAUACGGCACUGAAGUGUCCCUGUCACGCAAAGAAAUGUUGGUUUUCAAACCAUUUAUAGUACAGUGGUGGGAUACUUCCCCCAAAAGCUCACUGCUAACUUUGGAGUCUUCCGGCCACAUAGUCUGUGCUCAUGAAUCGGGUUUGACUGCCGUCUCAACUUCAGCUGACGGGAUCUUUCGAAUCUACAACAUUCAACAUACCACAAGUGGAAUACAAUUCCUACCACAACGCAACGUGCCCAUAGAAGGAAUAGUGUUACAUGCAUGUCUAUCUCAACCUCCAAAACCUUCGGCUGCCACUGACCAUGUGAUGUUCCUCUUGCUAGUCUACACAGAGCACCGUCGUCUUUACUUGUACUUGUAUUCAUGGUCGGUUGGUGAUCCAGCCACCGAAUCAUUAAACAAAUCGGUAUUGCCUUUACAAAACAGCUUUGAUAUCCCAGUCCAUGUUAUUCCACUUCGCACGCAAGAGGCGUUUCUCUUUGUCUAUCACGGUGAAUUGGUUAUCGUCACACCUCAUACCAUAGUAUCUGCAGACUACAAAUUUCGAAGGGUGAAAUUUGAUACCGCUUUUCCAACAGCAUUCUACAAGCCAGAGUUACCCCUUGAGGAUGACUCAACCGGUGAAACAAUUUUUAUCUCUACUGACGACGGAACAAUAUAUUGGAUCACAAUUUCAUCCAUUUUCGAUAUCAAAAUUGUUCCCCUAGUUAAGAUUUCAGAUCCCAUUUCGGUUUUUACAUUCGAAAAAGAUAAUGAUGGUUAUAUGUUGAGAUACGGCAGCGAUACCGGAUCCAACAGAGAGGUUUUCAUUCCUAAUCUAUUCAACGACUCCCAAAUAAAAAAGGCAAACGAGGGAGGAAAGUUGCCCUUAAGCCUGUAUCGAGUUGAGCGAGAUUACAGAAACUGGAGUCCCAUUAUCGACGUUCUGAUAAUAGAUACCCAGAAACAGAAAAAUGUAUCCCUGCAUUCAUCUCAGGAAUUUUGGGCGUUGACGGGAACUGGCAAAAGAACAAGGAUAACACAACUUCGACAAGGCUACAGUGCUAAACGUACCGUGAAAGCUGCGGAACCAUUUCGCAAUGCUCGUCUUUUCCAUAGUGGAUUCCAAGGCGAAGAGGUUUUAUGCAGCUAUCCAAACGAAACCCAGUAUUUUCAAACUGAACUUCCGAGAAGCAAACUCCCCGUAAAGGAGCCUUUCAAUUGGAUGAUAGCUCACGAUGUCCCGACUCUUCUUCUCUUUCAUUAUGGCGACGACGACAAUCUCUGGUUUCAGAUAACGCCUAACUCCAUCGUUCUUCUUGAAUCAGGGAUCUUUGACACGUUGAAGCUAGAUCUGACGAUCAUGCUAUGCGAUAAGUUUCAAGAUUGCUUGGCUUUACUUUUACAAGAUUCUUCAAACAAGUUCGAACUACAGAUCUAUCAUAUGCUGGAAUAUGACCCUGAUAAUUUAAUUCCCAAGGUUCUUGACCUCAUAAAAAAAGGAGACGCCGUGAAGAUAGACUUUGAGCCAUCAUUAGUCAAGGUGUUGCUCAUCAAAAAUAGGCUCAAAAUAGCUGUGGGCGAUUACGAUGGAAAUUUGUACAUCUACGAUGUGAAGAAACUAGAGGAAAUUCCCAAAGUCAUAGACUUGAAAACUUUGCCUGAGGCAACUCUUGACGAUCAUAUCGAGGGCUUCAUUCCGCAUGAUGCAGUAAUGUUCAAAGGCGAGCUAAUAAUAGGAACAAAAGAGGGCUACUGUCUACAUUUUGCAGCCGACUCCCUCUCUUUGCUCAAAUAUUGCAGGUCAACGAAAGUCGGAAACACUCCAGUUAUGUUUCGUACUGUUUACAAGGAUGAGAAUUUGCUCUUCAUUUUAUCCAGAACCGUCUGGCUUCUCAACUAUUAUGAUUCACCAUCACCACGACGAGUAUUUUUCGACGAAAAAACAGACAAGGCGACCCUAGAUUUGGUACAGGUCCCUGAGAAGUCACUGUCGAAUAUAAUUAAGGUCCGCGUUAUACGGGAGGAUGGAGCGUUUGAGGGUACCAUCUCUACCACUUUGUUGCCAAAUGUCAAACUGGCCAAUCUUGGGGAAUCUGCUAAAAAAAUGCUUUUUAUCCCCCAUCACAAUACCUUUUUGGUUCUCUGCAACUCUAAAAAUCCAAAAACCAGACUCAAAUUCUUCGAAAAGAGGCUAUUCAAACUUUUAGAUAUCCGUGAGUUCAGUUCUAAAGGAAAACUUCUUACAGAAUCAGAAACCAUCUUUAGUAAAGAUGAGAUUCCAGUAUGUGCAGCUAUCUGGUCCAUUAAGCGACCAGACCGGGUCUCGAAAAAGAUACUUGUUGGUUGCACCGUUGGCGAUGUUUCAGGUUCUUUCAAGGUGCUAGACAUCAACAAAACAAGAGACAACGCCGAUGAAGACAUCUAUGUGCGAGUAACUGAAUUGGCCUCAUUUGAUCUAGGUGGACCUAUUCGCUGCAUAGAACAACUUGGCAAAUGGAUCUUAUGCUGCUCCGGUAGAACCAUCUAUUUCACCUCAUACCUGCCCGAUGAUCGAAAGCUAGAAGCCUUGCGAAGCUUGAUGUCUUUUCCUAGUGACAUUGUGGCGCUUAAUAUCUCUGAAAACACCAUCAAUGUCACAACCAAGGAAGAUCUGAUAUUUUCGUUCAAGGAUAUUUCUUUUGAAGCUGACAUAGCUACUCUAGACUUUCAGGAGAGAGUUUCGAAGGACCCUAUCCCAAAGGCCUUAGUGAAUCAAGCACCACUUUCUAGAUAUGUUGUUGCAGGCGAUAAAAUACGCUCGUCUGUACUUGUGAUGCAAAAACUGAACGACUCCUUUCAGAACAACCUCUCGCUCCGAAUGCCCGGAAUCAUGAGAGUUUACCAAGCUGACUUUCGGUAUUUUUGGAAUGAAGAAACGGAUAUCUCAGCUGUAAUUGGUGUUUCUGUGAGUGGAGAGAUUGUUGCUUUGAGAGCCAUCUCCGCCGAUAGUAGCGAGGCAGAAGCGUAUUCCAAAGUGACAGGAAGUCCGACGUCGACCGAGUCGCUCUUGAGGCGCUUGGGAAGACCUUUUGAAGGCAAGUUGACGGGGAAAUGCUUGCGUUCCAUCAACGCUCCUUACUUUGGUCUUUCGCCAAAUAAUUGCAACGCAGUAAUCGACUACGACAUCGAAGAAAUUUCCAAGGUUAUUCAUAAAUCUAUAGGACUUUGA